UCCUGUGCUGUAUGCGGUGUUGUUGACAUCCGCCUUGCACUGUCUUUCAGUAGAUCUGUCAAACACGACCUCCUCGGAUUUUGCUGCGACUUUACAUUCAUCGCUCAGGCCGGUGCUGUUGUGAGGUGAGGGGGGCUGUUGUCUUACAUGAAGAACUGGCUGUGCUAAGGAGCUCCGCAGCCGCACAGGAGUCAUGACGGCUGGGUUGCUCUUGGUGAUUGUGUGCGGGCUGCUGGAGGUCUGCGGCGGCGUCUCCGCUAACAGAGGGGGCUAUCCCUCUUUUACAGACGAUGUCCCUUUCAAAAUCACCUGGCCUGACGCUGAGUUUUCACUGCCAACCUCAGGUGCACUUUACAGCGACGAUGACUUUGUUAUCAUGACAACAACGGAGAAGGAGAAGUACAAAUGUCUGCUGCCCUCCCUGACAGCUGGAGAUGAGGACGGUGAUAAGGCAUAUGGUGGACUCAGUCCAGGUGAACUGCUGGAGCCACUGUUCAAACGCAGCAGCUGCUCGUAUCGGAUAGAGUCAUACUGGACAUACGAAGUGUGCCAUGGAAAGCAUGUACGACAGUAUCACGAAGAGAAGGAGACUGGGCAGAAGAUAAGUGUUCAAGAAUACUUUCUGGGGAAUAUGGCACAGAAGAGCCACUCUUCAGAGACAGAUAAAGUUGAAGAGGCAGAAAAUGUCAAAUCAACUGCUGAAACGGAAGUGCCCACUAAGAACAUAGAAGGUCAACUCACUCCCUACUACUCGUUGGAAAUGGGAAAUGGGACUCCUUGUGUGCUGAAACAGGACGAGCCUCGUGCCACAUCUGUACUGUACGUGUGUCACCCAGAGGCUAAGCAUGAGAUCCUGUCUGUCGCUGAAGUCACAACGUGUGAAUAUGAAGUGGUGGUGUUAACUCCGCUACUUUGUGCUCACCCAAAAUACAGGUUUAAGUCGUCACCAGUGAACACCAUCUUUUGCCAAGCUCUGGCAGGCUCCCCGCUGCGACCUCAACGGCUCACCCAGUUGGACAAGGAACAAGAGGAGCAGCUUAAACCGCCUUUCAGUGCUUCAUCUGAGACCAGAGAGGUGGGACAUUAA
Messenger RNA from Solea senegalensis (Senegalese sole), 1087 nucleotides. RefSeq names its product endoplasmic reticulum lectin 1-like. NCBI's taxonomy places the organism in Eukaryota, Metazoa, Chordata, Actinopteri, Pleuronectiformes, Soleidae. Gene Ontology annotation, biological process: retrograde protein transport, ER to cytosol; endoplasmic reticulum unfolded protein response. The record is from RefSeq and is a predicted model, not a curated record. The coding region runs from base 194 to 1087 and encodes 297 amino acids. The transcript has 8 exons. Gene Ontology annotation, cellular component: endoplasmic reticulum lumen.